AUGCUUCUGCAAGGCCCAAUCGUCCGUCAGAGCCUGUCAGCACUCAAACCCCGCCCCCCUGGUGUUUUCAGGUACAGAACGGAUGUUCAAACACACACAAGCUGGGGAGCUCCCAUCAUGUGGGAUGGCAUAUUCCAGGCUGAUCUGUACGACCAGACUCACAGGACAAAUCGAUCGUCUGUGGCGCUCACUGUGUUCGCCGUGGGCAGGUACCUGGACGCCUACCUCGGGGCCUUCCUGAACUCCUCUGAGCGUCACUUCAUGGUGGGUCUCCCGGUGAGGUACUACAUAUUCACAGACCUGCCCGAGAAGGUGCCUGACCUCCAGCUGGGCCCUCAGCGAAGCCUGGAGAUCAUCAGAGUGGAGGGCCACUCCCGUUGGCAGGACAUCUCCAUGGCCCGCAUGAAGACUAUCGCGGACACCAUUGAGUCUGUCAUCCGCCACAGCAGCACCCACGUCUUCUGCAUGGACGUGGACCAGGUGUUCACGGCCAGGUUCGGCUCGGAGGCUCUGGGCGACCUGGUGGCCCUGCUCCACGCCUGGUACUACAACCUCCCCAAGGUGCUGUACACGUACGACCACAACCCGCAGUCCAGCGCCUUCAUGGUGACGGGGGACUUCUACUACCACGCGGCCGUGUUCGGAGGCUCCUGCGCCAGCGUGAAGGCCCUGGCCGAGGUCUGCUAUCAGGGGAUCCUGCGGGACAUGGAGAACGGCGUGGAGGCACUGUGGCACGACGAGAGCCACCUCAACAAAUACUUUUGGCUGCACAGACCCAGCAAGGUGCUCUCCCCAGAGUACUGCUGGGACCCAUUCAUUGGCCAGAAGAGCGACAUACGUGUGGCCAGGCUACUCUGGGCGCCAAAGAAUUACAAAGAACUGCGCCCCAAUGUCUAAAUGGGAGACAGGGAGUGUUUUAUUUGUUGUGAUGUCAUUGGGAAGCAUUUUAAGCUUUAUUUUUUAUUUUUUAAGAAAUGGACAAAUGUUAUGGCGUAUAGCUAUUUCUUCGAACAGUCGAUAGAGGGCUAAAGCCCCAUUUUCUUAGCGUGUUUAAUCCCAUGCAAAUAAUGCAAAUAGAAAAGUUGCUUUGCUUUUACUAUGAACACAGCUGUGUGAGUGUAUGUGGAUGAUGGCUGGUUUAAGAAAAACUAAACAAAGCCAAUGUGUGCAUAUAAAUACAAAAGAUGACACAAACAAGAGGUGACUAUAAACAAUCCUAUCAUUCCACAUUUCUUUGAAAAAAUUUAACGGCCAGAUAUUUCCUGCUUCUUCGUGCUUGUUAUUGCAAAAUGGAUCCAGUAGACGCGUGAAGUGUGUUUGCAUAGCCGCAUCUGAUUGGCCGACGGAUCCGGCGCUGCAUGAAAAGUUGAACGUUUCUCAACUUUUUGACGCAGGCCACGGAGCUGAAUGGACGGGCGGACCCACAAUGCAUUUCGCGAGCGCCGCAUGCAAAGUCAAUAAGAUCCGUCGAAGGACGGAGGUAGUGUUGGGUGGAACUUGGACCUUCACUCCAGCCAACACAGGUAGAUCGUGUUCUUGUUGUUACAGAUGCAAACCUAAACUUUCAUAGCCACAUAAAGACCCUUAUAGAACAUCAUACUAUCACAUUUAAAACAUAGCAGGAAUUAAACGUUUUUUU
Messenger RNA from Gadus morhua (Atlantic cod), 1639 nucleotides. Its product is annotated as alpha-1,3-galactosyltransferase 2-like. Gene Ontology annotation, molecular function: hexosyltransferase activity. Gene Ontology annotation, cellular component: Golgi apparatus; vesicle; membrane. NCBI's taxonomy places the organism in Eukaryota, Metazoa, Chordata, Actinopteri, Gadiformes, Gadidae. Bases 1 to 897 code for a protein of 298 amino acids. The record is from RefSeq and is a predicted model, not a curated record. Gene Ontology annotation, biological process: carbohydrate metabolic process. The transcript is spliced from 3 exons.